Halteromyces radiatus is the source of this 1968-nucleotide messenger RNA. RefSeq names its product microtubule associated protein-domain-containing protein. The record is from RefSeq and is a predicted model, not a curated record. The transcript is spliced from 11 exons. Gene Ontology annotation, cellular component: spindle; cytoplasm; mitotic spindle midzone. Gene Ontology annotation, molecular function: microtubule binding. NCBI's taxonomy places the organism in Eukaryota, Fungi, Mucoromycota, Mucoromycetes, Mucorales, Cunninghamellaceae. Gene Ontology annotation, biological process: microtubule cytoskeleton organization; mitotic spindle midzone assembly. The coding region runs from base 1 to 1968 and encodes 655 amino acids.
AUGAUAACACAAGAACUGAAACAACUAAUAGAUCAAUUAAGUCAAAGAUUUGAUCAGUUAGCGCUUCUUCAUGGUGAAAUAGGCACGACAUCAACAAAACAACAAGACGAUACAGAUCAACUAUGUCAAGCAGUCCUGAACCUAACAGAUAAACAUAUCAACACUCUUACUGAUGAAAGAGACGCUUUACAACAACAAUGUCAACAUACUUACAAAUCUAUCGCUCAUUUGAAACGACUAAUGGGUGAAUAUAUUGAUGACACUUCACAGGAACAACCUUCUCAACCUUACUCUGUGACUCUGGAGAAACUCGAUGCUGAAAAAGAAAUUGUACAGAAGCACUAUGAAAAACGGCUGGCCGAUGUAAAAGAACUACACCAACAAUUGAUCGAAUAUCAAUCCACAUUGGAGGAUUUUGUCAACACUGAACUCAUUAUGCAAAAGGAUGUGGACGUUUCCUUACCAACGGUUACUGCUUUGGAAGAAGAAAUACGACGAUGCGGAAACGAAUAUGUGAAACGAGCUCAACAAGUGGAUAAUGGAACAGACCAGAUUAUACAGCUAUGGCAAUCCCUGGGUUUAUCACCACAAUCAGAAUUUGAACAUGAAUUAAAUCAACUUCACGAUUUACAACGUCAACCGGACAAAAAGGUAUUUCUUUAUACUAGACUGGUACAAGAAAAACAACUUAACCGCAUCAUGCAAACAAUUGCUCAGUUGGAUGAGAUCAAACAACAACGGGAAUUUAGGAAACAAGAAAUCGCGCAACAUCUCUAUCGCCUUUGGGAUCGACUACAGAUUGAUCCCGAUGAAAGAAAUUCAUUUUUACAGUCAAAUGCUGGUAUCACCUCAAUGGAUAUACAGGAGUAUGAAAAUGAACUCGAUAGGAUGCUCAAACUGAAAUCGGAAAAAGUACAAGACUUUAUAUUGGAUGCUCGAAAUGAAAUGGAAAGUUUAUGGAAUCAAUUAUACUGGUCCAAACAGGAACGAGAUGCCUUUACAGCAUUUGAAUCUGCACAUGAAGCUGAAAUUGAAAGACUGAAACAUAUGGUGGAAGAUCGGAAGUAUAUCUUGGAUAAGGUGGAAAGACAUAUGAAACUACUGCAAGAAGUGCAAGAUUUUGAGGCAAGUACAAACGAUCCAAAAAGACUUUUUGGCAAAGGACAACGGGAUCCUGGACGAUUGUUACGUGAAGAAAAGUUUAGAAAAAGAAUAUCAAGAGAGCUACCAAAGAGCAAGCGUGAUCUGGAAGGAUCUCUUCGUGAAUUCCAAACUUCUACUGGUACACCGUUUACUGUUUAUGGAGAAUCUUACUUGGACAAACUCACAGCGGAUGACAAGGACACAUCGUCAUAUAAUGAUGACCACAUACCAACCACACCAAAACGACCCAAGACUGUUUCACGACCACCUAUGACUAGCCCACGACAUCGAUCACACCCGAAAAUGCAUUUCCAUACACCACAAGCUAAUCGAUUCAACAAUUUUCAAGAGACGUUUACGGAAACAAAGAAUGAAUGGCGUCGUUUAGAUUCUCAAGUCUCAUCAACAGCCACCAUCCUUCAUCGUGUACGGCAAAACAAUAUUCGAAAAAGAGAACGAACUCGUCUUCCAAAACCUAACAACAACAAGACGCCUACGAUGACUUUCGGCAAAAACAAAAUCACAAAAGAUAUAAUGAGUGAGGAUGGAAAGCAACGAAGACAAAGUGACAGCACAGCAUCCAGUAUAUACAGCACCAGUAGUAGCGGAAAUAGUACUUUGGUUGAGAAAGAUUAUCACAAGAAUGAAAACGUGGCUCCUCUUCACCAUACCCCACAAUCACCGGUCCUCAAACAAAAGAGACGGGUUGCUCGAACAUUAUCGGAACGACGUGCAUUAUUAUUUGAUGAAGACGAUAUGACCUUGGAUCUUGGUAUUUUUGACGAUGGACCUGAACUCAGCGAUAUGUCUGAAAAUGAUACUUGA